AUGCCAGUGGCUGGCGAGUAUAUUGAUGGUCAUGGAGGUGGCAACUUUUGUGAUGGACAUGCCUGUGGCGAGUAUAGGGAUGGUCAUGCAAGUGGCGACUUUUGUGAUAGACAUGCCAGUGGCGAGUAUGUGGAUGGUCAUGCAAGUGGCAACUAUUGUUAUGGAUAUGUCAGUGGCGAAUAUAGGGCUGGUCAUGCAAGUAGCGACUUUUGUGAUGGACAUGCCAGUGACGAGUAUAUGGAUGGCCAUGCAAGUGGCAACUAUUGUGAUGGACAUGCCAGUGGCGAGUAUAGGGAUGGUCAUGCAAGUGGUGACUUUUGUGAUGGACAUGCCAGUGGCGAAUAUGUGGAUGUUCAUGCAAAUGGCAACUAUUGUGAUGGACAUACCAGUGGCGGGUAUAGUGCUGGUCAUGCAAGUUGCGACUUUUGUGAUGGACAUGCCAGUGGCGAGUAUAGGGCAGGUCAUGCAAGUGGCGACUUUUGUGAUGGACAUGCCAGUGGCGUGUAUGUGGAUGGUCAUGCAAGUGGCAACUAUUGUGAUGGACAUGCCAGUGGCGAGUAUUGGCUAGUCAUGCAAGUAGCGACUUUUGUGAUGGACAUACGAGUGGUGAGUGUAUCGAUGGUCAUGCAAGUAGCGACUUUUGUGAUGGACAUGCCAGUGACGAGUAUAUGA
Mercenaria mercenaria is the source of this 672-nucleotide messenger RNA. RefSeq names its product shematrin-like protein 1. The transcript has a single exon. Lineage: Eukaryota; Metazoa; Mollusca; Bivalvia; Venerida; Veneridae. The record is from RefSeq and is a predicted model, not a curated record. The coding region runs from base 1 to 672 and encodes 223 amino acids.